Molecule: messenger RNA, 2223 nt
Organism: Cololabis saira (Pacific saury)
Lineage: Eukaryota; Metazoa; Chordata; Actinopteri; Beloniformes; Belonidae
Product: UNC93-like protein MFSD11
Exons: 13
Coding region: 367-1710 (447 amino acids)
Source: RefSeq, a predicted model, not a curated record
AUGACGACAACCGUGACGAGGAAAAAGAAGCCCGAGUGAAAAGGAAAAGAGUGGGAAAAAAAAACAACUAAUUAAAGUCACAAGUUCUCAUGUGUACUUUGUAUGAUAUAAAGGAAACGUCCUUGUGACAGAGCCGCAGUGUAACUGUGUACAUCCCAUAUUGUCCGGGUUCCUCUCCGGCUGCUAUUUACGCAUGAAACUGUGACUAAAAAAAUCCCAAAGUCAACUUUUAACACCGGAGCGACUUUGUGGAAAUGGGCUUCCUCGCGUCCGUAUGGGAGUCUCGAGUCUUAGUGGACUAAAAAACAACAUUGCCAGCCGCAAUAUUUACAUUUACAAUGUAUUAGGAGCCCGCAGAAGAGAGACAUGGCAGACAGAAGGACGUACAACGUUGUGGUUUUAGGUUUGGGCUUUCUGUUCAUCUUCACCGCCUUCACGACCUGCGGGAACGUGGAACAAACUGUCCUGAAAAGUCUGAAGAAUUAUACUGUCAAUGGGAGCGGUUACCACAGUCUUGGGAUCAUCUAUGGGGUCUUUUCAUUCUCCAAUCUGAUUGCACCAACAAUUGUCUCAAUAAUUGGAGCAAAGUGUUCCAUGUUUUUGAGUGGACUUCUUUACAGUGGUUACAUUGCAGUGUUCAUCAUCCCCUCCACAUGGUCCUUUUACCUGACCUCCGUGCUCAUCGGUUUUGGAGCAGCCUUGCUCUGGACGGCUCAAGGACACUUCCUGGUGGAAAACUCAGAAGCUUCCACCAUCAACAGGAACACUGGGAUGUUCUGGGCCCUCCUCCAGUGCAGCAUGCUGUUUGGGAAUCUUUACAUUUAUUUUGGCUGGAAUGGCAGCUCAGAAAUUUCAGACAUCAGCCGGAGAAACAUUUUUCUUUUCCUGUUGGUCGCCUCCGUCCUCGGCACACUCAGCUUCCUGGCGUUGAGAAAGAGCCAUCAUGAAGAAGAGAUGCUCUCUGAAGAGGAGGGGCAGCCGCUGCUCUCGGCUCGUACCAAGUACAAGAACAGAGCAAACACGGCUCUGCAGGAUACCAAGUCAGAAUUCAAAACCAUCCUGCAGCUGCUGAAGACUAAAACAAUAAUGCUCCUCAGUCCCUGCAUGGCAUACAGCGGCCUGGAGCUGUGUUUCUACAGCGGCGUGUACGGAACGUGUAUCGGAGCAACCACGCACUUUGGAGAAGCUGCUAAAGGCUUGAUUGGGAUCUCUGGGAUUGUGGUAGGGCUCGGAGAGAUUGUAGGUGGAGGCUUGUUCGGGCUGCUGUGCAAGAACAGCCGUUUCAGGCGAACCUCUGUGGUGUUUCUGGGAAUGAUUGUCCAUUUCAUUGCUUCCUAUUUGAUCUUCCUCAACAUCCCGGAUGAUGCACCGGUUGUCUAUGAAACCACCACCCAAAAGAGUCCAUAUCUGACUCCAAGCGUAUCCAUUGCACUGCUGUGCAGCUUCCUGCUCGGACUCGGUGAUAGUUGUUUCAACACCCAGCUCUACAGCAUCCUCGGCAAUGUUUAUGCCGAACAAAGCACACCUGCUUUUGCCAUCUUCAAAUUCAUCCAGUCCGUUUGUGCAGCCGUGGCGUUCUUCUACAGCGGUUAUCUCCUGCUAACGUGGCAGCUCCUGCUGAUGGUCAUCCUGGGUUUCACCGGGACCCUCUGCUUCUUCGUGGUGGAGAGGAUGCAGGACUUCUUUGUGGAGGAUAUGCCGGAAGAUUAGGAAGAACGGGUUCCCAUUUCAGCUUUGAUUGUUUUCUGGGGCCGACGCUCUUUGGAAAGUGGAGCCAUCAGAACAAGCCUUCGUGACCACGAAGCGGUAAAGGUCUUGUAGAGACUGAGCUCAGAAUAGUUGCCAGAACCGAUGUGUUGCCUGGAACCAAGAUGCUUAUUAGGUGGUUAUCAAGGCACAUGCAUCAAGCUUUCCAGACUAUCCUUAUCGCUGAGCUUUACACGGUGAUCAUUAAUCCUUAACCUCAUUUCCACACCACAGAAGCACUAGACGUGGCCUGACUUUGUAGGUUUACAUAAUAACCCCCGGUUUAUCAUUUAUUUGCAGCUGUUCCAACUCAGAUUUGUCAUUAUGAUAGAACAAUUAUUUUAUUAAUUUUAAAACAUCUAAUUUUGUUUAACAUUUUAAGCAGGUAUAAGCUUAAAUACUAAUUCAUGCCUGACAAUCACUACUCUUCUUUGUUUUCGUACAUUUUUCAUACUGAUGUUAAUGUUUUCUGUAUUU